GUCCUCGGUUUCUUUCCCCCCAAAACGGAUGCCAAAUAUUGAGCGAUCUGCUGCGGCGUGUGCGUGUAGUCUACUUAACUUGGGCAAGCCCUUUUCACUUGCUCUCCUGCUGAUCAUGAAUUCUCCGUUCAGUUAAAUAACUUGCGGAAAAUUCCAUUAUUCGUUCUCUUUUAUUCAAUCAUCAUCACUUUUAUCCUUUUCGUUUCCACUGAUGGAUUUUCCUCUUGCUUUUGCUGAAACCGUCAUUAACAACAGCGACGUCGACAGCGUUCAUACGUCACUGCUGAUUGAUGAGGAGCAGUUUCCACCGCUCCGCUCUUCAUCUAUCGGCGGAGAGUGGCAUCUAGUACGGAAGCAAGACACCACCGAUGAGUUUAAACAUCACAUGGUGCCCGUUCAAGAAUGGGUCCGCGUAGAUUACGACAAGAGUGUGUCGACCGAGAAACCUCUUUAUGCCAAAGUCGCUGAAGCCGCCCAAUCCAUACCCGCACCCGAAGGUCGAAAGCCAGUCGUGCUACCACGAAGUUCUCAGCGCAAGAAGCAUACAACGGUGUCACAACGGUACGAAGCUUGCAUGGAUGCCGACUACAACUCCGAGCUACAAGAAGAACUCCGCAAUAUUCGCAAGUCGCCGCAAUAUCGAAGUCGUCGUAAUCGCGCCAUCAAGUAUCGGCAGCAAUACAGACUGAUACAGGCCGUCAGCGAGUUCAUAGCUGAGCCAGUUACAUUAGAAGAAGUGCCGCAAGAAACACCGCAAUCGCAUCAGAAUCCAACCAAAACCAGUAUGGAGAAAUACAUGGCCUUCGCACGGACAUUUAAGCCACGAAAGAGCACCCGGAAGCCUAAACGAUCGCUUUCGAAAGAGUACUUCAUGACCUUUCAUGGAUUAACGGGACGAUGAUCUUGCGGCUGUACCAAAGUAAAAAGUCGUGCUAUAUUUCCCCCCCCCCCCUUACAUUAGUCUUCCUUUUUCAGCAAGUCCCUUGCCUUCCCGUUUUAGGCGUUCUGAUGAAGUAUGAGGAACGCCUUUUGAAAUUGGGCUAUUUGUAUGACGCAAGAGAGGUGCUGGAAAAAAUAGAGUAAUAAAAAAACGACGUAGUGUUCGCAUCGAAUUACACUCUAAAAAAGGGCCUUAUACAAUAUCCCAUGAUCCAUUGCCAACAUUUUAUGCAGUAAAUUUCGC
Messenger RNA from Radiomyces spectabilis, 1183 nucleotides. RefSeq lists its product as uncharacterized. NCBI's taxonomy places the organism in Eukaryota, Fungi, Mucoromycota, Mucoromycetes, Mucorales, Radiomycetaceae. The coding region runs from base 212 to 901 and encodes 229 amino acids. The record is from RefSeq and is a predicted model, not a curated record. The transcript has a single exon.